AUGUUGUUAUUCUUGGAAGCUUCGAUAAUACGAAUGCUUCCCAUCUCCCUAAUUUCUGCCCUGGUACGUCGCGCAUGUCGCCUUGACGAGGAGAAUAAGGAGAUCGCUGUCGUAACCGAUUCCCGAUUUUACACCAUGGUCGCAACAAAAUCUCUUCUCGGGUUGAGCGAAAGCUACAAGAAGGGCUGGAUCCAAGUAAAAAAGUUGGACGUGUUUUUCGAGAAUAUUUUUCUGACAAGAAACGCCACACCAAAAUUCAUUACAAUGUACAAAGAUUUUUUGGCAUAUUUGGAGUUGGACUUGUUUGAAAUGAAAUCUGAGGACCCUAAUUAUUACAACUCUGAUCUCGAGGACCUAGAACUGACCUGUGGUACAGAUUUAGGAAUAAUCUGCUCCAACGGGGUUUGGCUUUCCCCAUCCGAUGAUUUGGACACAGCUCAGAGAAACAAGUUUGAAAUGAUCGCGAAAAUGUUGCAGCUUUCCCCGGGUAUGCGACUUAUCGAGAUUGGAGCUGGUUGUGGCGCCCUGGCGAAAUAUUUAGCGGACAAUUAUCACGUUCAUGUCGUUGGGACGACCUUGUCGAAAGCAGAGCUGGAUUAUGCGCGGAAAUUUUGCGUCGGAAGUACGGUAGACAUGCAGCUCUCGAAUUGUACCGACCUGAUGGAAAACGAAGACGAGAAAUUUGAUGGUGUUAUAGUAAACAGUGUUCUGGAAUGUAUUGGGAAGUCAGAUUAUGAAAGGUUUUUUGCAAAUAUUGCCAACCUUUUGAAAAAUAAUGGGACUUUUGUAAUUCAAGUUGCUGGCCGGUACGAUUCUAGGUUGGGAAACGUUAACGGUAUUUAUCCGUUGGUGAGGUUUGCCAAUUUAUCUGAAAUUAUUACAGCGACGGAAAAAUAUUUUGUGAUGGAGAGUUUAACAGAUGUUGGACGGCAUUAUGAAAAAACAUUUCUCGCUUGGGGCGAAAAAGAUCGGAAAUACAGGGACACAUUUGUAGAAAAAUAUGGCCAAGAGUAUUGUCCAUGGUCGGAGUUUUUCACCCAAAUGACGGCAACAAUGGCAAAACUUAGAAUCUUGCAAGAAUGGCAAAUCGUGUUUUCAAAAAAAUGUUAA
Molecule: messenger RNA, 1110 nt
Organism: Folsomia candida
Lineage: Eukaryota; Metazoa; Arthropoda; Collembola; Entomobryomorpha; Isotomidae
Product: cyclopropane-fatty-acyl-phospholipid synthase
Exons: 2
Coding region: 1-1110 (369 amino acids)
Source: RefSeq, a predicted model, not a curated record